AGUUGUAUUCUAAGUUAUUCUCUCAUUUAAUUUUUAGCAACGUCUAAAGGUUAUUGUUUUUGUUUACAAAUGAAAACACUAAGCCUCGGAGAAGUUAAGGGAUUUGCCCAAAGUCACACAGCGGAGCUGGGUUCGAAUUCGAUUGUUGCUUGAUUCUAAAAUCUAUACUUUUGAUAUCUUGCUACACCAUCUUUUUAAAGGUCCUACUUGGUAAAAACGUGAGCAGUAUUCCCCUCAGGAAAAAAACUACCAACCACGGGCAGACCUAGAGCAGAACUCACUAAAAUGGCGGCUCCCCGACUGGGCGCUGGCUCUCUUACGUCAUCAUAGUGCGCGGCGGUCGCUCGCGCACCACGUCGGAAAGGAGCAGGAGGGCAGAUGGCGAGGUCUCAGGCGGGGGGGCCGUGCCCCGUUUAUCCCCGGCGCAAGAUGGCGCUGCCUUUUGUACGUUCGCUCUGCCUGUGCCGCUGGGGAGCCAAACGACUGGGGGUUGCCGCAGCCGAAGCCCGCAGAGCCAUCAGCUUCAAACUGGAAGAAAAAACCGCCCACAGCAGCCUGGCGCUCUUCAAAGGUGACACAGGUGUCAAAUAUGGCAUAGUGGGAUUGGAGCCCACCAAGUUGGCCCUGAAUGUGGAGCGCUUCCGGGAGUGGGCAGUGGUCCUGGCAGACACGGCUGUCACCAGUGGCAGGCACUACUGGGAGGUGACAGUGAAACGUUCCCACCAGUUCCGGAUAGGAGUGGCAGAUGUGGACAUGUCCCGGGAUAGUUGCAUCGGUGUGGACGAUCGUUCCUGGGUGUUCACCUAUGCCCAGCGCAGGUGGCACACCAUGUUGGCCAACGAAAAAGCCCCUAUUGAGGGCAUCGGGCAGCCAGAGAAGGUGGGGCUACUGCUGGAGUAUGAGGCCCAGAAGCUGAGCCUGGUGGAUGUGAGCAGGGUCGCUGUGGUCCACACGCUACAGACAGAUUUCCGAGGUCCAGUGGUACCUGCCUUUGCCCUUUGGGAUGGAGAGCUGCUGACCCACUCAGGGCUUGAGGUGCCUGAAGGCCUCUAGUGUGUCCCUCACUGGAGUCCCUAAUCAUGCUCUUGGCCAUUCUCCUCUGAAAGUGUCUGAAACCUUUUAAUUUUGCCACCAAGCAAUCUCUAAUUCUCGAAAUGCAGUGUUGGGCCCUCUGUGCAAUAUCUAAGUCUUCUCUCCCAUACCCUGUGAAAGCUGGGCAUACAGCCACCCUUCCCCUCCCGCAAACUACUGCCAAUUUCCUAAGCUAUCAUGAGUGUACUUUGCCUGACUGGCUUCCUUUAGUCGCUCUGCCUCCCUGUGCCCGGACCUUUCUCAGACUGCAUUCAGUCCUGGGGUAUUAGCUUUCAACUUUGUUUGAAUUAUUCAUCACGGUGAUACCUCUGCCUCCCUUUGCCCCCAUGUAAUUUUUUUCCCCCUUGGGACUCUAGGAUCUCUCCAGAGUAAAUCCUUUCUACCUCUGGCUGGAGGAGUGGUGCAA
Molecule: messenger RNA, 1498 nt
Organism: Mirounga angustirostris (Northern elephant seal)
Lineage: Eukaryota; Metazoa; Chordata; Mammalia; Carnivora; Phocidae
Gene: SPRYD4
Product: SPRY domain containing 4
Exons: 2
Coding region: 379-1053 (224 amino acids)
Molecular function (GO): protein binding
Source: RefSeq, a predicted model, not a curated record